This is a messenger RNA of Myxozyma melibiosi, 2974 nucleotides long. RefSeq names its product Utp21 specific WD40 associated putative domain-containing protein. The coding region runs from base 110 to 2899 and encodes 929 amino acids. The record is from RefSeq and is a predicted model, not a curated record. NCBI's taxonomy places the organism in Eukaryota, Fungi, Ascomycota, Lipomycetes, Lipomycetales, Lipomycetaceae. Gene Ontology annotation, molecular function: protein binding. The transcript is spliced from 4 exons. Gene Ontology annotation, biological process: rRNA processing. Gene Ontology annotation, cellular component: small-subunit processome; Pwp2p-containing subcomplex of 90S preribosome.
CUCAGAGUAGAUCCAGAAGGUAUUCAGGGACCAGAUAGAAGUUGGUCUUGUUUCUGUGUUGCUGUUUGGUAUUUUUAGUCUGUGUUGAAGUAAUUUGUUUUUUCUGAUAAUGCCGUCAGUUUCUACCUCUUCGGCGGUGGAGUCCGGCAAGCGGAGGAAGAUUGCGACCGUCGCGGGUAGUGCUCGCAGACAACAGCAUGCGUCAAGAAUAUUCUCGCCGUUCAGAGCGCUUGGAUAUGUCACUAGCACUGUCCCGUUCUCGGUAUCGACUCUCGGUCAGACAUUCAUUCUCACCACCGUCGUUGGAAACUCGUUCCAAGUCUACGAUGCGGGAUCACUACACCUCCUCUUCGUCUCCUCCCCGCAGACAAGUUCGCCCAUCUCCGCCGUCUCGACCCAUUUCCACUUUGUCUACGCGGUCUGGGGCUCGACAAUCGGCGUCUUCCGCCGCGGCAAGCUCGAGUACGCCGUCGACACUAACUCUCCGCUGCCGCUCACGAAACUGCUCGUGUUUGGAGACUACGUCUGCGCAGCUUCGGAUGAGACCGUGUACGUCUACCGCUUCGGCGCGGCGGAUAAGUCGAGUCCUCCCGAGUUCUACACUUCGAUCGAUCUUCCCCCCGGAGCAGGUGAGAUCCUAGAUUUGAUCCACCCGCACACAUACCUCAACAAAAUCGUCGUGGCAACCUCGUCAUACAUCCUCCUCUACAACAUCCGCAUCGGUAAACUUCUCUUCCAGAGCGACCCCUUCGACUCGCUUCUCACAGCAGUCGACGUCGCCCCCGUUCUCGACACGAUCGGACUUGCGUUCGAAGACGGCCGCGUGCAGGCUUUUAACCUCAGAUACGCCAAAGUCGUCUUCGAGCUCUCGUGCCGGCAGAAAGUGACCUCGAUCUCGUUCAGGACCGACGGAACGCCGCAUCUCGCGGCAGGAACCGUCGAUGGCGAUAUCUACUUUUAUGAUCUUAAUCGCCAGCGCCGCGUGCAUAUCAUGCGUGACGUGCACUCUAGCGAACAAGGUGGCGUCGCUCGGGUGUCGUUUUUGAACGGGCAGCCGGUGUUUGUGACCUCUGGAGGUGACAAUUACCUAAAGGAAUACGUGUUCGACCCCGAGCUCAGCACCUCAACAGCUCUCAUAACCUCUCCCCCGCGCCAUCUCCGCUCCCGCGGCGGCCAUUCAAAGCCAUCCACCAACCUCAGCUUCACAGACGACUCCGGCCACUUCCUUCUCUCCUCCGCGCUCGACCGUUCGCUCUGGCUUUUCUCCCUCCGCAAAGACGCUCAAAGCCACGAACUUUCCCAGCGCGAGAAAGCCUCGUCGUCGCAGCUGCCGGGUCGCAAGGCCGGGCUCACGAGCGGGCUGAAGGAGAAGUUUCCCGAGAUCACGGCGAUGGCGUAUGAAGCCAACAAGCUCGGGGACUGGGAAAACAUCGUGACCGCGCACAAGGGCCUCGCGUACGCGCGCACAUGGGACGGGCACCGCGGCGCGGUCGGGCGGUGGCAGCUCAAGACUUCGGAUAAGAGUGCUGUGCGGUCGGUCGCGAUUUCGUUUUGUGGGAAUUUCGCACUAAUUGGAUCUGCGCAUGGCGCGGUUGAUGUGUAUAACCUGCAGAGCGGCGUGCACCGGAAACGGUUUCGGUCGCAUAAGCGCGCGGUGACGGGCGUGGCGGUGGAUGGACUCAAUAAGACAAUCAUCAGCUGCUCGCUCGACGGACAACUGCAGUUCCACGAAUUCAAAACCGCGGCUUUGACGUACUCUCUGCAGCUGCCCGCCCCAGCAACCUCACUGCUUCUCCACCGCUCGACAGACCUCCUCGCGGUCUCCCUCGAAAACAAGCAAAUCCUCGUCGUCGACAUCCUCACCAAGCGCGUCGUCCGUGAACUCAAGGGCCACGCGCAAGCAAUCUCCGCGUUCGACUUCUCCGCCGACGGACGCUGGAUCGUGUCCGCGAGCAAAGACGGCACGAUCCGCACCUGGGACCUGCCCACUGGCUCCUGCAUCGACGCCGUGCGGGUGUCGUCUCCUGUUUCAGCGCUGCGGCUGUCUGGUAACGGCGAGUGGCUCGCGACCGCGCACGAGGACGGGGUCGGGAUAAAUCUGUGGACGAACAGGACGUUGUUCAAACAGGUUGCGUUCCGGCAGGUCACGAGCGACGAACUCGCGCUGCUGGAGAUGCCGAACGUGGCUGGCGAAGGCGCGAGCGGGAUUCUUGAAGGCGCGCUCGGCGAGCAAGAAGAUGAGGAGGAUGAUGUUGCUGAUUCGGGCGCGUACGUCUCGCCAGAGCAGUUGAAUCCGCAGCUGAUGACGCUGAGCACGAUGCCUCGCAACCGAUUCACCACGCUCGUGAAUCUCGAGACAAUCAAGCAACGCAACAAGCCCAAGGAAGCACCCAAAGCGCCCGAGCAAGCACCGUUCUUCUUAACCCUCACCGGCGGCGCAGCUGAAAAGCCCGAGGAUGAUACCGGGAAAGCGGUCGCGAAGGCAAAGUUGAAGAGCGGCACGGUCAAGAUGUCGGAGUUUAAACGGAAACUAGUCGAAUGCCACGCGGUCGGGGGCGAGUACUCGGACCUGAUCGCGUACCUCAAACACCUGACGCCGUCCGCGACGGACCUCGAGCUUCGCUCGCUGACGCUCGAGGAAAUCGAUCAUUUUACGUACUUUAUCGACGCGAUGACGAGCAGGCUCGAGCAGCGGCAGGACUACGAGCUCGUGCAGGCGUGGAUGACGAUGUUGCUUAAGAUCCAUGGGGACGUGGUGGCGGGGAGUAAAGAGGACGGGUUUGCGGAUCUGAAUGAGGCGCUGGUGAGGUGGCAGGAGGUGGAGGGCAAGGAGAAGAAGAGGAUUGAUGAUCUGGUGGGGUAUUGUGCCAGUGUUGUUGGGUUUUUGAGAAUGGAGUAGUGGAUUAUAGAUUAUGUUGUCUACAGUCGCUAUAGUAAUGCAAUCAAUUAAUUUAUACACAAUAGAUAUAUUACA